AUGCCUUACAGAGCAAGGUGUAAUCCUGCUUCUCUCAUACGGCGACAUAAUGCUUCAGUAGCAAUCAGAAGGGUUCCACCGGUGCUAAGACAUGGGUCAGCUCAUGAGGGUAUAAAAAGAGGUGCAGUGAUGCCCAUGCUGAGCUACCGCUACAAUUCGACCUCAUCCCUUUUCUCCCCAUUCACAUCGUUCUUCUCUCGCGCAAAAAGCUUGACACCCACCUCCCCCGAUCAAGCAGCCUCUGAAUUCGUCAAAUCCGUAUCCUCAUCUCAAGUCGAGUCCCUUUAUUCCUCCUACAACAUCAUAGUCUCUUCACCUUCUCCCUCCAGCUACCUGUCAGCUGAAUAUCUACACGAUGCUAUCAAGCUACUAGCUGAAUCGCGGUCAUUGAGGGAUUUAGAACUACUAAGAAGGAUAUAUGAUGAUUUACCGAAUCGCUUUGGAUAUACCAUUACUGCAGAGCAUGAUAAUCUGCUCAUUAAAGCCCUGUGUAAUAACGGAAUUACAGAGGAGGCUCUUUCGUUCGCUCAGUCGAUUAAUCCUGAGGACGUAGAUUGGCGUUUACUCCUUCGAUCAGCUUCGACCGACCAUCCGUUUCUCAUCGACACUGUGGUUCCUUUCCUUCGACAAUAUUCCACACUUGACCAAUCAGACAUAGCCCUCAUCCUCAGAUCGAUAAGGAACACCCACUCUCGUUCAACUGGAUCGCUCACUCGCUCAAAGUUAGAAUCUGUUUUAAAAGAUGUAAGGGAAAAGGGAAUAAUGCUGGAGCCAUCAACCGAAGCCGAAUUGAUGAGAUUGUACAUCUCGUUGGGGGAGUUAGAUAAAGCCAAUGAGAUCGUCUCGAGAUGGAACAUGAAGAAUAUCGUUUCACCCGGGUUAUGGAAUGCUAUUGUGGAAAUGGCUAUUGCACGCGAUGACCUAGACAGGGUGGAAAAUACAAUUGAGAAUAUGGAAGAGAAAGGUAUCAAACCACCUCAGAAAGCUUUGACAUUCCUAUCACUGCGAAAACUCAGAUCGUACAUCUCUUCAACAUCCGUUGUGGCAUUUUCAGAAAUUGUUGGAUCGGUGGAUGGCGCCGAGCGAGUUUGCGGAGUAGAAGCUAAAGCGGACGUAUGGGCGGAGAUCAUCAGAGUGUACUUGUCAGAAGUUAAAUCGCAUGAUAAUCUAGAUGUGGUAUUAGAGGUGUAUUCUGAAAUUUUAUCGAGGGGUAUAGAAAUUUCAGCGGAUUUAGCAAGAAACAUCAUCAUCCCUUUAUCGAAUGUUCGACAUCAUAGCAGAUUAGAUGAUAUGAUUAGGAUAUACGAGGAUUACCUAUCGUCCUCUUUGGCUUUUAAUACAAAAAAGGAGAAAAACAAAUUUCACAAUGUCUAUCAAUACCUCUUAAUGGCAUGUUCGAAAUCUCAACCACCAUCAACUAGGACUGCUCUGAAACUGCUUGAUGAUAUGAAGAUCCACCAUAUAGAAGUAUCGUCAAGCAACAUGAUUUCGUUACUUGUAUUAUUGAUGAAAUCAAGUGAAGAUCAUUAUUCGGCUUUCAAUCUCUAUUCACAUUUCUACGACCUGUCACCUGAAUCGAUAGAUGAAGAAGGAUAUAAAGUGAUUUUAAUCAAUUUCUUAAAUCUAUAUUGGACUCAAUCACCUUUUUGUCCACCCGAAUUGUUUAUUGCGAUUUUGAAGGACAUGAGUAAAAAUGGAUAUCAACCUGAUUCACAUAUAUUAUCAAGUUUGUUAAAACAGUAUGGUCACCAAGCAACCAAAUUACGUAGAAAAUUACGUUCACCUUCAUCCACAAUACCAAUGUCAACAACAUCGACAACAUCGACAUCAAUAUCACCAUUUGAAGAAGAACAUCAACAAGUCAAUAUAGGUGAACAACUUGAUAUCCUCUCUCAAUCAAUAAGGGAUAUACAUACCUUACUCAAACUUGAUCCGUUGAUAAUACCCGACAUACCACUCUUGUCAUCCUUGAUGGACGCCUAUGCAAGGGUAGGAGCAUACAGUGAAUGUUUUGAAGUGUGGGAUGAACUUGUUUCUCGACGAGCUAGAGAACCUCCUCAGAACCUUAGGAGUUUAUAUGCAGCAAGUAUAAAUGUCAUUCUAGAUGCGUGCGGAUGGAGUUAUUCACUAAAGAGGGGAAAGAAAAUUUGGAAUUGGGCAAAGAAAUGGGAUUUAGUUUGGGAGAAGAAACAUUAUGAUUCAUAUGUUGAGUUUUUGUGUAGGAAUUCACAAUUGGCUGAAGCUGGAGAUUUCAUAUUUGAUCAGAUGGUUAGUCCGGAUCCUCAGGCGGAUAAGGAAAGUGUAAGGAUUGUAUUGAAAUUUGCUAGAAGAGAGAGGGAUGCGGGUAGGAGUGAUGUAGAGGAGAUGAAACAGUUUGUGAAGAGGUUGAACGUUGACAAGAAGGAGGUGUAUGAUCAGUUGAAAGAUGAAGGUGAAUUGGACGGAUACUAG
Kwoniella mangroviensis CBS 8507 is the source of this 2451-nucleotide messenger RNA. RefSeq lists its product as uncharacterized. Gene Ontology annotation, molecular function: protein binding; mRNA binding. The record is from RefSeq and is a predicted model, not a curated record. Gene Ontology annotation, cellular component: mitochondrion. Bases 1 to 2451 code for a protein of 816 amino acids. The transcript is spliced from 2 exons. NCBI's taxonomy places the organism in Eukaryota, Fungi, Basidiomycota, Tremellomycetes, Tremellales, Cryptococcaceae. Gene Ontology annotation, biological process: mitochondrial gene expression.